Messenger RNA from Trichomonas vaginalis G3, 2991 nucleotides. RefSeq names its product nuclear export signal receptor protein. Bases 1 to 2991 code for a protein of 996 amino acids. The transcript has a single exon. The record is from RefSeq and is a predicted model, not a curated record. Gene Ontology annotation, cellular component: cytoplasm; nuclear pore. Gene Ontology annotation, molecular function: nuclear export signal receptor activity. Gene Ontology annotation, biological process: protein export from nucleus. NCBI's taxonomy places the organism in Eukaryota, Parabasalia, Trichomonadida, Trichomonadidae.
AUGACUGAACUUGAUUUUGAUUCUUUAGUUCAGUUAGUCGAAAAGCAUUUCUCACAAACAUCAGGAACUAACGAAGAAAGAGUCCAAGAGUGGAAACAGCUUGAUAGACUUGCCAGCCGAAUUGAUUUUCUUCCUUUUGCUUAUCAAAUUGCAAAAUCGAAGCUAAAUUCACUACACGCAGAGUACUUUUCCUUUUUGGCAAUGACUACUAUCAUUGAAAGGAGAGGAUGUUUGCUAGAUGCUCAACAAUUACUCGAACAUCUAUUAUUCCUUCUCCAAUUCAUACAAGAGAACGUGAAUUUCUUUUCAACACAAAUAAGUAUCCUAAAUCAAGCUGCAUCUGCUACUUCUAUCACAAUGCGCCAAUUAAUUGAAAAAAAUACUCCAAUUGAUUCAUUUAUGGACAAAAUUAUGUCGAUUCUCGAAUCAAGCAAUGAUGGGAGAUACGUAGUUUUGAAUAUAAUUGAUACUUUCAUUGAAAUAAUGAACAAUACGUACCAUUAUAUCGAUUUAUUUACACAACAAAAGAUAAAAACCAUGUUUUGUUCAUCAAUAUUGCCAAUUCUUAUUACUACAGCCUUAAAUUCCUUAAGUCAAGAUUCAAAAAACAGUAUAGCCGCCUUAAAAGUAGUUUCUGAUGGUCUUAAAGCAGCAUCACAAGCCAAUUCAGAACAGUUUCAAUUUCUUUCGUAUCCUGCAUCGUUUACAGCCAUUUAUCACGAUGAUUCUUUCUUAACUGCGAUAUUUAAUCAAUUACAGUCUCCAAACAAAGAAGUUAAGCGUGAAUUGUUCAAAGUACUCGAUUUCUACCUCAGAGCAAGCACCAGCAUGUGGGCAACGAAAGAUGAAAUGUAUCAAUUUUUAUUAUUUUCAGCAGACCAGUUCAAACAAGUUAUUAUGGACUUACAGAUCGAUGAAGAGUAUAUACAAUACGUUUGCUGCUCAAUUGCUCACAUUUGCCAUCAAAUUCAAUCUGAACAUUUUCCUGUUGAUAGAACAUGGAUUGAAUUCAUCAACACGAUCGGACAAUUCUCGACAAAGAUAUUUCAGACCAAGUUUUCUCAUAUUUCAAAUACAAUCGUGAUAUGGAAUUUUGUAACCGAAAUGCAGUUAACUGCAGACAUUCAGAGCGAUGUAUCCGUGUUUGUUUUCGAUGUUCUUAAGAAUAUUGUCCUUUCAGCCCUCGAACAAAUUCAAAAUUCAGAUGAUUUCGCAGAUCUCGCUGAAAAUGCAAGUUUAUCAUAUGACAGUGGAGAUCUUAGGCAUAUUUGGGAGUCCACUAAGUUCUGCCACCCAGAAUUUACUCAAUUUAUUGGAGAAAUCUUUGAUCAAAAAAUUUCAGAGGCUUCAUCUCCAAAUUGUACUGCUGCAACACUAAUACAGCUUCAGUUCUUGAUAUUGCUUGCUUCCGCUCGUUUCCACGGCAUAAAAGUCUUCCAAGGAAACGUUUCUAAUAUUAACUUUGCAGAAUCCGAAGAAUUUCUCUCCGAAAAGAUUUCUUUGUUCAUUCAGUCUUCGCAGAAACACAUUGGAGCAUACGCUGUACAAAUCGGUGAACCAGCAAUUGAAUUGGAACGAUCAAUUGUCACUUUUGGUCGUGAAUUCCUUCUUUGUCACUUUUCAAGUAGUGAUAACUACGGAACCAACCCAUAUGUUCCUAUGAUGACUGUUCUUCUGAAUCGACUGACGUAUGAUCUUGUAUUGUUCAACGAUUCAGAUGGAACAUUUAAGUUAUUGGAUGACAUUUUGAAUUUGAUUGAGAAAUGCGUUAGCCGCAAGCAAUCCAACGCAUUAUUAAGAAACAUUGAGCUUAUACAGAACUUGUAUAACCGCAAUAUUUCGAUAGAAUUCGAAGGACUUCAAAAUCCGGAAGAACAUUGCGAAGUUCGCAAGAAACUCUAUGAAAUGUAUGCCAAAUUGAUUACAUCUCGUAGUAAUUUCCUCGAAUUCCUCAAUGCUUUUGAGCAAAGAUUUAAAGAAAUAGAAUCGAACCCGACACCGCUUUCAGUCAUUGAUUUAUAUUCUGACUUGAGUGGUGUUGUAAUUGGUCUGUCUGUUGAAACUUUUAUUCGUAAAUUUGUCCAAUGGAUCUCAGAAAACUACGUAGACACAACUGUGGCUCUAAUUAAUGCCUGCUCCGGUGAUGCAACCUUAGUUAGCAUCAUUGUAUCGCUCUGGACAAAUAUAAUAAAGAAAGCUGAUUUCUUCAAAUUUACAGGGACAGGAAUCAUGCUUUUCAGAGCAGCCACACAAAUAUGUGGAGCAGUUGCAGAGAACGUCGUUGGAGAUGCUCCAGAAGCAGUUCGAGCUGAACAAAUGGAGAUGUUGAUUCAACUCAUCAAUGCUGCUUUAACAAGUAAUAUCGCUAACUUCGGAUUAAUGAAACAUUACGGAGAUACGUCUGCCGAUGAAUUAAUUGCAUUAUUCUUCAAUGGAGUACUUUCAUUGCAGUAUAAUGGGAUUAAAGAUGGUAAUAAGGUCGCUAUGGUCUUAGAAACACUUUCUGCCAUAACACAAGACUCCGCAAAUGAAUUAUUACCUUAUGAAGAUCGAAUGGAAGCUGUUUUAUCGUUUACUGCUGCUUGUUUCGAUGAUAUCAAUAAGGAAACAUGGCAAAAGAACUGGGAUGUCGUAAGACCUUUGUUCUUCGCCGUUGCAGAAAGUGGAAAUUCCAAACUUUUGUCACUUUUUAGAGCUCAUUUUACAUAUGUAUUGAGUGCUAUUAUUACAGUUAAUGAUUUAUUCACGUUUUCGAGUGUAGAACUGAUUAUAUUGAUGAAUGAAGCAGAUCAGGCGUUUACUUCCUCUGCAUUUCAGAGUUUAGUUUCGAUGUACGAUCCAAAGUUCCAAGGAACGGUCAUCGAGGAGAUAAAUAACUUGCUGAAUAAGGAGAAAGGCUCGGUUAAUGAACGAGCACCUGUUUUCCAUAACGCAAUGAAACAAUACCCGACAUCGUUGGUUGAUAAUCCAUUCUUUGCUGAAUAUUAUUAA